AUGAAUUCAAACAGUUCAUCUGUCUUCAACCUAAGCAAACUCGAUGAUUUUAAUAAAUUCGUCAAGGAAAGUGCAUUAAAUGAUAUGAUACAUGCAAAAGUACUAGAAAAACUACCACAAAAUGAAAAGAAUCAAAAUAUACUAAAUGUGGUCAAUGAAGAAGAUUUAGCUGAUAAUUUUUAUGCCACUAAUGAUAAAUCUCCCAAAUUUAAAAAACCAAAUAUGCCAUGGCACAAGAAAAACCCAUCAAUUAUUUCCAAAACUGAUAUUUCUGAAUUAUAUUAUCCUACUUCAUCACCAUCAAUAGAUCAAGCUAAUUUCUUACAACGAAAAUUAAGUGUACGUCAUCUUCAAAUGAUUUCAUUAUCAGGAACAUUGGGUGUUGGACUUUUUUUAAAUUCAGGUAAAGCGAUAACUAUUGCUGGUGGAUUUGGUGCACUUUUAGCUUUUGUUAUAGUUGGUAUUAUUGUAUUGCUUACCAUGAUGUCAUUUUGUGAAAUGGUUACAUUUGUUUCUGUUAUUGAUGGAGUUUCUGGUCUUAGUUCAAGAUUUGUUGAUGAUGCUUUUGGAUUUGCUGCUGGUUGGUUAUAUUUCUUUAGUUUUGCAUUUGGUGUUGCUGGUGAAGUAGUAGCUGGAGUUAUAAUGUUAUCAUAUUUCCCCAAUUUACAAACUACCACAAGCAAAGGUUCAACAAUUGGAUGGGUAACAUUAUUUUUGGGCUCAAUUGUUGCUUCUAAUUUAAUUGAUAUUAGAAUAUAUGGAGAAAUAGAAUAUAUUUCAAGUUUAAUUAAAUUAUUAUGGGCUAUAGUUAUGAUGAUAACAAUGAUUAUUGUAAAUCGUGGAGCUAUUAAAAAUACAGAUGUGCUUGGUUUUAGAUAUUGGACAUAUCUGAAAUCUGACUUUGCAAAUAAUAUAAUUUUUGGAUUAUUUAGACCAUCUUUUAAUUUACAUGAUACUGGUACAUCACCACCGAAUGAAGGUAUAACUGGAGACAAAGGAAGAUUUUUGUCAUUAAUUACUGCUAUUUUAAUUGUAUCUUAUGCUUAUUCAGGCACUGAAAUUGUUUGCAUUGCAGCUUGUGAAGCCAAAAAUCCAAGAAUAGCACUACCAUCAGCUACAAAAAGAGUAUUUUGGAGAAUUGUGAUAUUUUAUUGUCUUUCAAUUUUCCUUGUUAGUUUGAAUGUUUAUGCUGGAGAUCCAAGAUUACUCCGAUAUUAUUCUGGAGAUUCAGCAUUUUCAGAAAGUGAUUUUGCAAACAAUGUUGCAAUUGAAGCAGUUGGUGGUCAACAUUGUAAAUUUGAUUCUACAGUAGUAGCAGGAUAUGGAUCUGGAGCUCAAUCACCUUGGAUUGUUGCACUACAACUGACAAAUUUAUGUAAUUUUAGUUCUGCAGCUAAUGCUUUUUUAAUAUUUUUUGCAGUUAGUUGUGGCAAUGCCCAGUUAUAUGUUAGUUCAAGAACAGUAUAUGCAUUAGCAUUACAAGGUAAAGCACCAAAAUGGUUAACAUAUUGUAAUCGAUUUGGAAUUCCAUAUAAUUCAGUAUUAUUUGCAGGUGCAUUUGGUUUAUUAAGUUAUACAUGUGUUUCAGAAUCAGCAAUAGUUGUAUUUCAAAAUUUGAAUUCUGUAAUUGCAAGUUCUGGUAUAUUUGUUUGGUUUGCUAUGUGUUUAACAUUUGUAAGAUUUUAUUUUGGAUUAAAAAAAAGGCCAGAUAUAUUAUCAAGAGAUGAUAAAUCAUAUCCUUACAAAUCUCCAUUUCAACCAUAUAGUGCAAUUAUAGGAAUGAUUGGUACUGCAAUUAUAAUUCUUUGUAUGGGGUUUGUUGUAUUUUUGAAAAAUGAAUGGAAUACAAUGUUUUUCUUUUCCAGUUAUGGUCCAUUGAUGCUAUUUGCUGCAUUUUAUGCUGGUUAUAGAAUUGUAAAGGGUACAAGUAUUCCAAAUUUAAAUAAAUUAGAUUUUGAUUCUGGUAGAACUGAAAUGGAUAGAUAUAUAUGGGAUGGUGGAAGAGAUUAUAAUAAAAGGAAUUUUAAAGAAGUAUUGACUAAAUGGAUUUCAUUCCUAGCAUAG
Messenger RNA from Insectozyma verbasci, 2064 nucleotides. NCBI's taxonomy places the organism in Eukaryota, Fungi, Ascomycota, Pichiomycetes, Serinales, Debaryomycetaceae. The record is from the annotation of a GenBank genome assembly.